AUGCAUUUUCUGAACAUUCUUCUAGUGCAUUUGGUGUACUUUAUUGGAACAAUUGCUGCAUUCUCAAAUACGGCUCCAAUAUUUAUCAAGAGAGAUUAUGAUACUCCAGGAUUGCCGAUCAAGAACAAACAAUUCUUCAAACCAUUCGAAUGGGCUGAUACGCUAAUGUCAGUCAUGUACGAAAACGACGAGUAUAACGAAAAUGCAAAUCAUGUCGUCUCGUACUACCAGGUUGCCAAAGAGGAAUUGGAGCCAAAACUAAACAACUUGAAUCAGGAGGGUUUGGGUUUGCAUGUUUCCAAUGUCGUAUACUUUAAUCAGUCUGAGACUGUUUUCAACGUAUUCAAAGCACGCGGUGUACUUCCUGAACUCUUGUCGGGUGAAUCCCUCGACAGGGUAUUACAAGAAAUGAACUCGUACGAAAAGUCAGAUAUUGUUCUUCAAGCUGUACCUGACUUUAAAUCUUCCGUCAAUGCUGCCACUUCUGAGGAGAAGUUAGAAAACUUGUUUGAUUUUGACGAUAAAUUGGUUAGAGAUGAAGGAAAGGGAGAUGUGUCAGUAGAACAAGAAAUUGUUUCAGAUUUCGCUGAGGCAAAUAGAUUGGCAGCGGAAGAAGACGAGCCUGUCACAAUUUUGGAAGACACUCCAUCAAAUUCAACCACAAUAAAGCAUGACAAUCUUUUCACCAACUAUCAAUUCUUUACUACUGGAAUUUGGUCGGGUUUGAUCGUGUCUGGAUUCUUGUUAUUAAUUUUAUAUGGUGCAUUGACUUGGCUUUCGGAUUUACAAAUCACCUACGCUUCCUUCGAAAAGCAAGUUGAUUUCGAUAAAAAGAACGAAUAG
Molecule: messenger RNA, 843 nt
Organism: Lodderomyces margitis
Lineage: Eukaryota; Fungi; Ascomycota; Pichiomycetes; Serinales; Debaryomycetaceae
Gene: ABG1
Product: Abg1p
Exons: 1
Coding region: 1-843 (280 amino acids)
Biological process (GO): (1->6)-beta-D-glucan biosynthetic process; fungal-type cell wall biogenesis
Cellular component (GO): endoplasmic reticulum membrane
Source: RefSeq, a predicted model, not a curated record